AUGUAUGGGGUGGAUAAUUCUAGCCAGACUUUAAUCCAACUUGGCAACCCAGCAAUUUACCUUGACCUACAGGUCAGAGAUUUUUUCCUGGCCACCAACCUGCUCGUAUGCGGCACGGCGGGUCUCUUCGGCAUCGUCGGCAACGUCAUCAACAUCAUCGUCUUUUACAAGCAGGGCUACACCGACAGCGUCAACAUCACAUUAACAGCCCUUGCUCUCAGCGACAUGGGGGCGCUGCUCACGCUACAGCUGAUCAACUUCCUGACCAACCCCUGGAUCCUACACGCUGACAUCGACACGUACCCCAUCGACCUGUGCAUGAUGAUCGCAUUCUACCCACACAACUAUUUCAUACGGGUCUGCGGGUUCGUCACGUCGUUCGCGUCCUUUGAGAGGUGUAUCUGUGUGGUCAGCCCGCUGAAAGUCAGAAACAUCAUCACGCCAAAGAGAGCGCUGGUCGUCAAUGUCCUGAUAUUCAGCAUCACAACUCUCGCCCUGUUCCCGCCCUACUACAUCGGGUACCUGGACUGGACGUACAUCCCAGCCUUCAACAGGACGAAAUUAACCGUCAUUUACCGACAAAACCCGUACACAAUUUUUGACGUGUCGUACAUAGUCACGGACCUUGUAGCGCCGUACACGACCUUCUUUAUACUCAUCACCAGCACCAGCAUCAUCGCCAUCAAGCUGCAGGGCCAGGCCAAGUGGAGGACGUCGACGGUCAAGUCUGGCACCAAGAUCUCGACCAAAGAGAAAAAAACGGUCGUUAUGUUAUCGACCAUCUCCAUUAUGUUCGUCGUAUGUCUCAUCCCCCAGUCGACCGUCUUGACGGCCAUGAGUUUCGUCCAGGAUCUGAGCUACGGCGGCAAGUAUUUUGACGUCACUAUGCUGGGCUACUGCGUGUCGUACUUCUCUGAGACUAUCCUGUCCAGCGUCAACAUCUUCAUCUACCUUAGGAUGAGCCACAAGUACAGGGAGAGCUUCAAUAACGUCUUUAAGAUGGGUGCAAUCUAG
Messenger RNA from Physella acuta, 1014 nucleotides. RefSeq names its product galanin-like G-protein coupled receptor npr-9. Gene Ontology annotation, molecular function: G protein-coupled receptor activity. Gene Ontology annotation, biological process: G protein-coupled receptor signaling pathway. Gene Ontology annotation, cellular component: membrane. Lineage: Eukaryota; Metazoa; Mollusca; Gastropoda; Physidae. The record is from RefSeq and is a predicted model, not a curated record.